Scheffersomyces amazonensis is the source of this 2205-nucleotide messenger RNA. RefSeq lists its product as uncharacterized. Gene Ontology annotation, molecular function: protein phosphatase 1 binding; glycogen binding. Bases 1 to 2205 code for a protein of 734 amino acids. Lineage: Eukaryota; Fungi; Ascomycota; Pichiomycetes; Serinales; Debaryomycetaceae. Gene Ontology annotation, biological process: regulation of glycogen biosynthetic process. The record is from RefSeq and is a predicted model, not a curated record. Gene Ontology annotation, cellular component: protein phosphatase type 1 complex. The transcript has a single exon.
AUGCUGCCUGUAGCCCAUUACCAUAACGAUCUAGACACCAGCAACAGUACGACAACGAAUACAUCCCCUACCUCCUCCACUACAACUCCAAUUAUUACGACUCCUACUAAACCUCACAAUGCUACUACCACCACUUCAAGUUCACCUCCACUAGUACACUCCCUCUCCGAUGAUUCAUUCAACGACCUCCCGCUAUCCAUGAGAUUCAUGCACAAACCCUCCCGUUCGCGAGAAUUACUUGAAAAGGCUAGUGACCCUACUCGUCGUAAUAGUCUCUUGAACACUCACAUUGAUAUUAGUGAUCCAGGAGAUGUUACUGACAGUCCCCCCAUUACUCAAUCACUUUCCUAUUCACCACCUCCAACUGAAGAAGUAAUUCAUGAUGAUGACGAGCCAGGCUAUCGACUUGUACGGAAGAAAUCGGGAGAGAUUCUUAAACCUUCACUAAAGUCUAAUGACUCUGCUUAUUUCGAUAUUAUGAAACGUUCAAGAUCAUUACCGACAACUCCUACAUACAAGCAAGUUCAUUUUGGUGGUGGUAAUGAUGUUAGAUACUUUAAAAAGAAAGAUAAACCAGCCGCCAUUAGUGCUAGUAAUUCACCCACUCUCAAUGGAGAUGGUGAUGAUGAUACAGAGACCUUAAAGACUAUGAAGAAAUUGAAUUUAUCGGCAUAUCAUGACUAUGACGAUGAUGAAGAUGAUGAUGACGAUGAAGAGAAUGAUGAAGAUGAUGAUGAAUUUGUAGAGAACAAUGUCCAUGGUGAAACCAAGUAUCCUCGAUAUGCCGAAGUGUUUGAUAGUGAUAGUGAAGAAGAUAGUGAUAGUGACAAUAAUAUGAGUCCUCACUAUAAGUAUCAAGCACCUCCUAAAUCAGUCGAUUGGCAAUUAAAACUUCUUAAUUUCACUCCAUUAACAUCAUACGACAGUAAGAUCAAACAGGAAGUUCCAGUAUUUCUAGAAAGACUUUUUAUUACUGUAGACAAGAAGUACUUAUUAGGCCAUAUAGCCGUGAAGAAUUUGGCAUUUGAAAAGUACCUUAUUGUCCGAUACUCCCUUGACAAUUGGUGUACUAUUAUAGAGAUUCCUACAGUAUAUGUGCCUGAUCGGCCAGAGAUCUUAAAGAGUAACAAUUACGAUCGGUUCAUCUUUCAAAUCCCCUUAGAAAACUUAUUCAAUAGUUUCCGAAUAAGUAGUACCGAAACUAACAAUAAUAAUACCAACAAUACUAAUACUAAUGGUACUCUCGAAAAGACUUACCAGAUAUGUAUUAAAUACUACUCCAAUCGUAAUGAAUACUGGGACAAUAACAGUUUUAAAAACUACCACAUUAAACUCAUUCGAACUACACGAGAAGCUCAAAAGUCUCGUUCCAAUAACAACAAUAACAAACACCAUAUUACCAAAUUAUCUUCACCUCCACCUCCAGCCGAUUACAAUCCUCCAAAGAACCUGCGGAUUCUGUCACACGAUAAGAAACCCAAAUACUCCCACUCGUAUCUCAAACGGAUUGUCUCGGACUCUCAAAUCGAGUUGAACAAGAAGGACGAAGAUACCUCCUCCAGUGAUAUCAAUGAUUUUGAAAAGAACAACUUCUAUAUGUCGCUGCCCAUGCUUUCAUCUUACAACACCAAACCCAAAGUUCCAGGUGGUGCUACGACUACCAACAAUAACAACAACAACAACAAUAACAAUAAUUCCACUAUCACAGCAAAGCCCAAUGAUAGUGUAGAAUCACUUGAUAAAUCGUCAAUUCCCUCUGCUAAAUCUAGUUUAUCAUCUCCACCUUUUACUAUGCGACACGAUGAUUCUUCGGACAUCUCUCCCGAUACUGCCAAGCCAGAACGGCCUCCAUUUGGAGCUCCACCAUCCCUCGAUCCUCAAUCAUACCGAGAACUCUUGGACAACUAUUGCUUCUUUAAUUCAUCCAAUCCUUCAUCUCCUGAUACUCAUCCUACUUUCCAAUCAUCUCCGGUUUAUUUUGGUGCUGGACACCUCCAAUCUUCAUCUGUCACUGCUAGACGUUGGCCAAGUGCCAGUGGUAGUAGUGAUGGUACUAUUAGUAGUCGAAAUACAUCUAAUUCUUCGACUAAAUCUUCCGAGUCAGACGUUACUAUUCGUCCUCCUCCUUCGCCUCCAACUUCCCAAUCGGACGCAAAACAAAACAGUACUUCUUCCUAUACAAUCUCUUCAUUCUUAGGAAUCUGA